Molecule: messenger RNA, 1410 nt
Organism: Geodia barretti
Lineage: Eukaryota; Metazoa; Porifera; Demospongiae; Tetractinellida; Geodiidae
Source: the annotation of a GenBank genome assembly
AUGAAUUUUGAGGUCGUCAUUGGGCUGGAGGUUCACGCCCAGCUAUCGACUGAAAGCAAGAUGUUCUGCGCGUGCAGCUCAGACUACCAGGAGGCUGAGCCAAACACGGUAGUCUGCCCCGUUUGCAUGGGUAUGCCCGGCGUGUUGCCCGUAAUCAACCGCAGGGCAGUUGAACAUGUGAUUCGCACCGGACUCGCCCUGGGCUGCGAAAUAUCCUCCUACACAAAAUUCGACAGGAAGAACUACCCCUACCCCGAUCUCAUGAAGGGAUACCAGAUAUCCCAGUACGACCUGCCGAUUGCCUCCAACGGCUCGAUGCCCAUUGAGGUCGACGGCGUACGACGCAGCGCUGGAAUAACUCGCGUCCAUCUCGAAGAGGACGUCGCCAAGCUCAUGCACCGGACGGAGGAGUUCGGGGAGGGAUACUCGCUUCUCGACGUUAACAGGGCCGGCGUCCCGCUUAUGGAGGUUGUAGGCGAGCCAGAUCUCAGAAGUCCAGAAGAGGCGCGCGCGUAUCUGGUCCAGCUUCAUUCCAUACUCCACGUUCGCCCCGUGGGCCAGGUCGAGCUCGGCACCAAGGUCGAGAUCAAGAAUAUGAAUAGCUACCGGUCGGUAUUCCGAGCCUUGGAAUACGAGGCCGAGCGCCAGAUCGAAGUGGUAAGGUCGGGGAGGCGGAUCGUCCAGGAGACGCGUGGCUGGGACGAGGAAGAGUCCGUGACCUUCUCCCAACGCAUCAAAGAGGGCGCAUCUGAUUAUCGGUACUUCCCUGAGCCAGAUCUGCCCCCACUCAGGAUUUCGCCGGAAUGGGUAACCGAGGUCCAGGCUUCGAUUCCCGAGCUCCCGCACACGCGAAAGAAUCGAUUUGUGCAUCAACUUGGGCUUCCUGAGUAUGACGCCGGACUUCUCACGGCAUCUCAGUCGACUGCCGACUACUUCGAGGCCGUACUGACUGCCGCACCUAGCGGUCCUGACCUAAGCGGCCAGUUUGCUAAAGCCAUCAGCAACUGGAUGCUAGGGGAGAUGGCGCGCCUCCUGAACCAGUCAGGGCAGCACAUCUCGGAUGUAAGAAUUGAGCCCGCCCAGGUUGCUGAACUGCAGACUAUGGUCGAUGACUCUACACUGAGUUCAACAAUGGCGAAGACGGUGUUCGAGAAGAUGUUCGAAACGGGUCUGCCGCCACGGAAGAUUGCUGAGUUCGAAGGCUUGGUUCAGAUUUCCGACACUGACGCAGUUCAGACCGCAGUUCUGGAAGCGAUUGCAGCUAACCCGGACCCCGUCCAGGACUACCUGGCAGGCAAACAACAGGCGAUGGGCUUCCUCGUGGGCCAGGUGAUGAAGGCGACGCGCGGCAAGGCAAACCCUCGCAUGGCCAGCCAGAUGGUUCGUGAGCACCUGGAAGCGAUGCGCUGA